Colletotrichum phormii is the source of this 1824-nucleotide messenger RNA. RefSeq names its product fungal-specific transcription factor domain-containing protein. The transcript is spliced from 4 exons. The record is from RefSeq and is a predicted model, not a curated record. The annotation marks the transcript as partial. NCBI's taxonomy places the organism in Eukaryota, Fungi, Ascomycota, Sordariomycetes, Glomerellales, Glomerellaceae. Gene Ontology annotation, biological process: regulation of DNA-templated transcription; DNA-templated transcription. Gene Ontology annotation, molecular function: DNA-binding transcription factor activity, RNA polymerase II-specific; DNA binding; zinc ion binding.
AUGGCAUCCGAAAGCCCAGCUUCGCAGGCGAGUACUCCGGCAGGCGACAAACCACGCAACGUCUUGGCCUGCGUCUUUUGUCACCAGCGCAAAAUCAAGUGUGACCGCAAAUUCCCCUGCGCGAACUGCAUAAAGUCUGAUCAACCGUGUGUCCCGUCGACACGAGCACCACCAGGAGCGGGUAGAAGACGCGUAGUGAAAGACCUGUUGGAACGAUUAAAUCAGUGUGAGAGUCUGUUGAGCCAGGUAGCUCCGCGCGAUGCAGAUGGAUGCCCCGUAAAUCCCGAUACGCCGGGUUCCUCACGCGAUGUGGCGGACAGCCCGGCAAUGUCCCACAUAAGCUACGAAGAGGCCCGGAAACAACCCAGCUCGAGACCAAAUGGCAAGAUUGUCUGCGAUGAAGGCCGACCAACUUUUAUGGAAAACCCAUUCCGCGGAAAUGUUAUUGACCACCUCCAUUUCUCCAAGCUCAGUCUCUACGACAAUGACACCGAGAAAUCAACGAAUCCGUCAGGUUUUACCAGCGUCUCAGAACGCGGCGAUGUAAUUCACCAAAAGUCUAUGGAUUUUGACAUAUUAGCCCUAGGGCCAGUUGAGAUCCUGCGCCUGUGGCAAGUAUUUCUAGAACGAGUCAACCCCAUGAUCAAGGUCAUCCACGUCCCUAGCUUGGAACCUCUAGUCUUCGAAGCAGCAACAGACCGCUUCAACCUGAGCUCGAACCUCGAGGCUCUACUCUGUUCCAUCAACGUCGUUGCAAUCAUGGCUCUGUCGGAAGCAGAAUCAAUCCAGAUGCUCAAUGUCGAAAAGGAAAAAGCAUUGCGGAAUUCAAUGUCUGCACUAAAGAAAGCCAUGUCCAAAGUGGACUUCUUACGAAAGUAUAACAUGACCACUUUGCAAUGCUUAGUGCUGUACUUGGUAUCUCUCCAGGGGCAAUUCGAUCGCCAUGCCGCUUGGGUGUUGACCGGCAUGCUCGUCAGGAUAGCGCAGAGAAUGGGCCUUCACCGUGAUGGAGAUCUCAUAGGUCUGCAACCCUUCGAGACCGAGAUGCGCCGCCGUAUCUGGUGGCAGAUCAUCAUGCUGGAAACAAAAUAUGCCGUCCUCGCAGGCUUUGGCGACACACUCCUCCCACCCAACUGGGACGCAAAACUGCCAUCAAAUGUCAACGACGUCGACCUGCUACCCGGCUCAGCAGAACCCGUCAAGUCUCGUGACGGAGUAACCGAGAUGGCAUUCUGCCUCAUGCUCUACGAAUCGCGCGCCUUCUUCUGCGACAACCCCAUGCCCGAGUUCGAAGCAGUUAUCCUCAGCGGGGAGAAAAUCAGCCCAGAAACUUCGAGAAAGUUCUCCGGUCAGCCACUCGACAAGUACAGACUUCUCGUCGACCAAUACGACGAGAGGCUAGCUGCGGCGGAACGGCGGUUCUGCAAUCCGAGUGCUGGUGGGAUACACCUCGUGGCGAGCAAGAUCCGAUCCUUCACGGCGCAGAGGCUGCGUGACAUGAUCAUGCACGCGCGGGAGCCCUGGGACGAGAACAAAGACGGCGGAGCGAGCCAGCAAUCCUUCUUCCGCGCGUGGGUCAUCUCCUUUGAGAGCGACGUCAGCUGGUACGACACGAUAGACGACAAGUUCACCUGGUACCUGAAACUACACUUCCAAUCCGACGCUUUCUCCGUCAUGAUUGAGCUCCUGCAGUGGCAGCCUGUCGGAACCCUCGUCGAUAGGGCGUGGAAGGCGAUUGACCGGCUCUUUCACCACCACCCGGAAAUGUACGACAUGAGCAGGAGGGACAACAUGUUGCGCGCAGAGAACCUGCUUGCGGGUUGG